GUUAUCCGCUCCCCGCUUCGUACCUCCAUAAACUCUCUCCGCUCCGGUUCAGAGCACAGCAAUGGGACAGCUCUGCUGGACCGGACUGGGGCAGUGGUUCCUGGACCUCCCCCCCUUCCCGGCACGCUGACCACCAGCGUCUCCAUGUGCAGCACAGGCAGCAGCGGCAGCAGCCCCGCGGUGUCUCGGGGAGGUUUUGUGCUGACGGCGCACAGCGAGGCUGAGCUGCUGAAGGGGAAAAGGAAGGGCGGGCUUUUUCGAAGAUCCAUCCUGUCAGGUCUCAAGCUGAGGAAGUCAGAGUCCAGGAGCUCUUUGGCCUCCCAGAGGUCUAAACAGAGCUCAUUCAGGAGUGAAGCUGGCAUGAGUACCGUGUCCUCUGCUGCAUCUGAUAUCAACUCUACCAUCAGCCUUGGAGAUGCAGACACAGAGCUGACAGUCGCUGAAGACGAUGUGGACGCCACAGCAACAGAGACCUACUGCGGGGAGUGGAAGAACGACAAGCGGACCGGAUUCGGCGUGAGUCGGCGGUCCGACGGGCUGCAGUACGAAGGGGAGUGGCUCAGCAACAAGCGGCACGGCUAUGGCUGCACCACGUUUCCUGAUGGCACAAAAGAGGAAGGGAAGUACAAGCAGAACGUUUUGGUGAGCGGCAAGAGGAAGAACCUGAUCCCCCUCCGAGCCAGUAAGAUCAGGGAGAAGGUGGACCGAGCCGUGGAGGGAGCGCAGAAGGCAGCAGAUAUCGCCCGGCAAAAGGCUGAGAUUGCUCUUUCCAGGACGGCUCACGCACAGGGUAAAGCUGAGGCGGCGGUAGCAGCAGCUCAGAAGGCCCAGGAAGAGAGUCGCAUCGCGAGGGUCACUGCCAAGCAGUUCUCCCCUUCUUUCCAGCACCCAGGAAAUGGUAUGGAAGUGCAGCGUCCCAAACGUCAAGUGUCCAGCGAAGUGGAGGGCGAGGGUUUGUCGAGUAGCGCUGGUACGGCCGACAGUCCUGACCUGUAUGUGAAGAGCGCAGCCUCUGACGACCCCUCUAACGACGCUGCAACCCCUGAUCUCAGCCCGCCUUCGUCUUCGCCACCCCACACCCCGCCGCCACCUGCCCGGCCGACGCAACGCACCAAGAGUGCCCGUUUCCACCGGCAGAGCGCAGUGGACCAUGGGGACAGGGGAAGGGAGGGGGGAGAAAGAGGUGAGAAAGGUGUGGUGGGGGAGCAGACAGAAAUUCAGGUGUUGAUGGAGGGAGGCAGUGUGGGAGGUGGAGGAGGGAAGGGGGAGUAUCCACGGGCCAACAACUGGAGUGAAGACAAAAGAAGGGGAGUGUUGUCCAAAGGAGGUGGGGUCAGUGGGCGAGGCACUAGCCGGACCAACGGACACAAACACAGCUCCUCUAAUCACAAGUCGCGGGAGCACAGCUCUUCCAAUCACAGACAGGCCAGGUGGACAGAGUCAUCCUCAUCUGCCUCUUGGACGUCCAGCCACAGGGGCGUGCACGGCAGGGGAGGCCGGCUGCUGGAGCAGGACGAGGAGAAAAUUAGCAACUACGAGAUGGAGAUGAAGCCUUUACAGCCCAGAGACUCAACCACCCACAAGCCCCAUGGGCACGGGGAGGAGAGGCACGGUCACGGAGAGGGGCGUUCACACGCCGUACAGCGGCAGAGGCAUAAGAACCGAGAUGGGAGGGAGGGAAGGGAAGGGAAAGAGGGGAGGGAAGGGGGAAAGGACUCAGCGCACAAGCUGGACAGACAGGGGGAGAAGCUGGACUCACGGCCUCUGCGCCGGGACCUCACCCUCUCCCCCCCUCUGAAAUCCUCCCCCAUCACACCGACGCAGAAGGACCACAGCCUCACACAGAGCAAAGGCAAUUCGGCAUACAGCUCCAUCCUGGUUGUCAUGGUGAUUCUGCUCAACAUUGGAGUGGCUAUUUUGUUUAUCCACUUUUUUAUUUAAAGACAGCACCGCUUUCAGAGUCAGCCUACCUAUGCUACAACAACUAUAAAUUCAUAUGAGUAUUACGGCGAAUCUGCUGCCCCUUCGUGUUCCUGGUGAGAUUGCUGCAACCAGCUGGGACCAAGGACGGCUCCACCCUCAUUUGGGCUAAAGGUGGCUAACCCAAACUAAGCAGAGCUUGGUCCGGCCGUCCUGGAAGAAAUGCUGAAGUGCAGAGCCCAAAGGGGUGGACAAAGGAGGGGUAAAGCAGUCCAGAUGACUGGACUGCAGUGAGAUAAUAUAGUCCAGAAACUGGACUUAAGUGAGCUUCAGAGGUUCACGUCAAGACUCGAGUGGGCUGCCUGAUUCUCAGGCACGAAAGCUGCAGCUGGCAUUUACAGCAAGUGCACAGACAGGACUGACCAGACAGACUUUUUCAUCUUCAAAUCAUAGUUUUCAACAGAUUUGUAACUUAAAAUUUAUUUAUUAACAUUUUCUCUCAUGUACAAUACAUUGAUGGAUAUGUUCUUUAUUUUGUAACCCUCCUCCCCUUCUUUCUAAAACUCCUGCCUUUUGGUUCUUCCGCCUGCCCCGGUGUUGUUACUGAUGGUUGUGGGCUUAUGUUCCAUUGUGUUGGCUGAGACACACUCAAGAGCUGCAGAGUGUGUAUGCGCUGUCCAACACAUGCACACACACACACACUCAUUGCUUUUACCCCAUCCUUCUUCUUCUUUAUCUGGUUAAUUUUUAUCGCAUACUGUGUGUGAGGAGGAGCGUGUUUGGAUAUCAUGUUCACAGUGAAAUGCGCGUUUCUAUCAAGCUUGGAUGUUUUUGCCAUCACAGUAUAUGCCUGUGUGUGUAGGCGUGAGGGUGUGUGUGUUUAUGUGUGUGGUCUCAAAAUUGCACAGUGGCCUUUCAUGCUGUUCAUGAACUUUACAAGAGCAUCUCACGAGGACAGAGUCGCCGCACAGCAACAUCUAGCCGACUAGCAUCGGCUGACAGCUGCACUCGCGCCAUCUCUCUCCCUCCCACUCAACCCCACCUCCGCACACACCGGUCAAAGGAUGGAACUUCCUCUGAGUUGGUGGACAUUCACAGCACAGCGUAUUGGCAGAGCCCUGCGCCUGCUGUACCACCAGCUGAGGUAUUUAAAGGAAAAUACCGUUUCCAUCGAAGCCUCACAAAUACGGCUUUCCGACUGCUUCUGUUAAAACCUAACCUGAAGAUAAUGACAACAUCUUUUAUACUAUACUUGCAAGAUGUCUGAAAAAAAUCCUAGUCGCCCAACUGCAUUGCUUUUGUAGAGCAAAUUGAUCCAAGUACAACAAUGCAUGCAUAUGUGCUGUAAUAUCUUAGUUGUGCGUUGAAUCUGGAAGCUUCAGAAGCUUCAGAAGCAAGGUUAGGUUUUGACAGGAGCACAGUUUGGAGAGCGGCCUCUUUCUCAUUGAUUUUACUCAACUAAGCGACACAGAUUAAAGUCCCUAGUUGGAGCUAGGUGAUGCAAUGCUGUUGUAGUAAGCAGUAGCCAGCGCCAAGUGAGGAUUAAUCCUUUCCAUUCCUUAACUUCUCCUUUGCUGAGCAAGACUCUUACUGACACGCAAGACUGUCACAGACAGCUGUCGUGCUUUUUAAUCAACUGGAUUUCUCUCAAACCGCCCAGUACAAUCCCUCUGUUUCUUUCCAUGUGUGCACAUGACUGCUCUGAGAGUAUAUGAACAUCUGUGUGUGUGUGUGUCUGCUCGUCCUUCUCCUCCUUCAUGAUUGGAUGGCUGAAACCCUCACCAUCAGUAACAACUUCCAGGAGGGGCAGAGAGGUUUGCUGUUGCUUUUCUGUCCGACAGCGUUUCUCAGGCUGUAGGCUCAUUUCUGGCGUUUCCCCAUGUUCUGACAACACCUCGGUCUAGAAGCUCUGCUGUAUGUCAUCAGCCUGGUGACGAUAACCCUGCACCACCCUGUUAGUCUGCAGCAUGCUACAGCAUGCCAAGCUCUCUCUCUCUCUCUCUCUCUCUAUAGUUUCACUCUCCUCUUUCUUUCUUUCUUUCUUUCUUUCUUUCCGU
Messenger RNA from Neolamprologus brichardi, 3977 nucleotides. RefSeq names its product junctophilin 3b (gene jph3b). Gene Ontology annotation, cellular component: junctional membrane complex; plasma membrane; endoplasmic reticulum membrane. NCBI's taxonomy places the organism in Eukaryota, Metazoa, Chordata, Actinopteri, Cichliformes, Cichlidae. Gene Ontology annotation, biological process: regulation of synaptic plasticity. The record is from RefSeq and is a predicted model, not a curated record.